Molecule: messenger RNA, 429 nt
Organism: Caenorhabditis remanei
Lineage: Eukaryota; Metazoa; Nematoda; Chromadorea; Rhabditida; Rhabditidae
Exons: 2
Coding region: 1-429 (142 amino acids)
Source: RefSeq, a predicted model, not a curated record
AUGCGAAUACAACGAUUUUGCCACAAUAUCCAUCAAAUUCUUCGUCUCCGCCUGAAAUUCGUGUCUCUGCGGUUCCGAAGCCAUCCAUCUCUUCUGUGGGGCGUGGCUUGUCGUAACUGGAGUAAAGUGGGCGGAGCUUGCCAAGUGGAGUCUGGAGGCGGCACGCCAGACCCGAGUGGACAGAAUUCUGGACAUCUGGACAAAUUUCUGGAGUUCAGGACAGAAAAUGAUGAGAUAUCAUUCAUUUCUUCUUUGGCGUUUUCCUGGCUUUUCGUUGAAAUUGACCGAGAACAUAGUCAUGACUGUUCUGUGACGAUGACAACAUGUCAUUGUAGUGUCGAUGAACUUCAGUCACUGAGAAGUCUAAUGCCGGAUUCGUUGACAGCGAAUCGUUGUGAUUCGGCAAUUGUUCGUACAUCAUAUCGGUGA